AUGGCAAACUUUGGGGGACGGAGAAUAAUUGACGGGAAAAUUGCAUGGCUUGUCUCUUACCUGAAAGAACAUUCACUUCCAUCUUCAAUGUCCAUUGCUGGAUUCGUUACCACUGGGAAAUUAAUGCACGAGAAUGUCAUUAAAACAGUGUAG
Dovyalis caffra is the source of this 153-nucleotide messenger RNA. The record is from the annotation of a GenBank genome assembly. NCBI's taxonomy places the organism in Eukaryota, Viridiplantae, Streptophyta, Magnoliopsida, Malpighiales, Salicaceae.